ACAGAUGCUGCCAGACCUGCGGCGCUUUUCCAGCAAUUUCUGAACGACCUUAUGUCUCGCAUCGACUUUUAUCAACAUAUGAAGUCUUCAGAGUUGUCGGAAGCAGCACGAAGCCUAAUUAAAGAAUAGAUUUACGAAGAAACUACUGAUUUAUAAGGUGGAUGCAAUGACAUUUCCAAAUGACAGCAAUUGUUUUGUGCCACCAGGGCUGGCAAACCGAGUGUAAAGUCCGAGGGGAACAUUCCUGGCUCGGAACUGGAUGCUGAGGUUGUACAUCUCCACACGGCGCCGUUUGAACAGAGAGAACGGUGCAACCGGAGAAUGUCUCCGGGCGGCGAGAGCUGUUGAAGUGGGCUCCCUCGCCCCGCAGUUGUUGUUUAGUAGUUUCUGGGUAUGGAGGAUGGGCGAUAAGGAGCUGGAAAAAUUCCGGCUGCUGUGGAGAGAAGAGAUUAGGGAGCGGAACCGGGCCGGGAGGGUGACCUGCGGCGAAAGGAGCAGCAAAAAGCGGCGCCAGCAGUCGGACCCGGGGCCCGGUGACCAUGGAGACAGGGAGGCGGUGGAGGGGUCGAGCGGCCGGCAGCGAGCAGGAGCAGCUGAUGAUUAUUUCUACCUGGCCCAGAGCCUGCUGGAGGGCCGGAGCAGCCCGCUCAGAGAGCGCCUGGAAGACGGACGAUGCGGCGGGCGCGGAGGGACAGGGACAGGGUCCGAGGCCUGGGGAGGGCCCCAGGGCCAAUCCACACAGGCCCCCAGCAACAAGAAGGAGAACCUGCUGGAUCAGCUCAUCGAUGACUUGAAUGAAAUAAAUGAAAUUCCCUUUUUUGAUAUUGACCUGCCUUAUGAGCUAGCACUGAAAAUAUUUGCAUAUCUUGGCAAAACUGAACUUGGAAGAUGUGCUCAGGUGAGUAAAGCCUGGAAAGUUAUUGCAGAAGAUGAAGUGCUUUGGUACAAGCAUUGCUUGAAAGCAGGCUACCAGGCAAAGGCAGACAUUGGCGACUUCAUAUGCUGGAAGGCUGUAAUGAGAGAUUCCAUGAAGAAGGAACAAACAUUACAAGCCAACUGGAAGAAUAAAAAUAUACUUAAUUUAUUUAUUCUAAAACCAGCAGACAGUCAUGGAACAGCAAUAGAGUUCCAGGUCAGAAUGGUGUGUGGCUUAAAGGGCAGCUUGCAGGUUGUAGUGUUCUAUGCAUAUGAAGCCUUUAUUCUUCUAGAAGUAAUGGGCUGUGAAGUUAUGAAGCUGCUGUUGAAGGAGCUUAUGAGUUAUUGCGCUGUUGAUGUGUGGAGCACAGUUCUUGCACAGGAACCAGUACAUCAUUAUCAGCACAGCCAGGAGAUACAGGCUGUAGAAAUAGCAUCAGACAAUGCUGUAAUUGCAACUUGCUCAGGUUAUCAAGUAAGAUUAGAAGCCUGUGAUGAGAAAGGAUAUUGGAGGACAGCUCAGCAGUUCGAACUCCAAAAACUGGCUAGCUAUCUUCAACUUGUUCCAGGUGCUCCUCUAAAUACAGAUGGAAGUCAGCCAGUAAUAGCAGCAGCUGAAGAUACUGUUUACUUACUGAACCCUGAUGCAGAGCCAAAGGUACUUCACUCCAUCUAUGGAAAUACAGUGACCUGCCUGGAUGUAUCCACUAAUCAGCUUGCCUGUGGUGUUAAAAGUUUUGGUUGGAUAAUUAGCCACGGCAACAAGCUUGUUAAUAUCCUUCCUGUAACUGGGCGACCAGAAUCUGUAUACAGUGUUCUAUUUUGGCUGUGGUUUAGCAUAUCUCAACUCCUCUCUUUCAGGGUGAGAGUAUAUGACCUUCGGACAAGUAAAGAAGUGAUGUCAUUGUAUGGCCAUCAACUGGGUGUGUCAUCAGUACAGAUGGAUGACUGGAAGAUAGUCAGUGGUGGUGAAGAGGGAUUGGUUUGUGUGUGGGAACAGCGAAUGGGAACCAAGCUCUGGGAAAUGCAUUCCAGACAUCCUGUGCGACACCUACGUUUUGGCACACAUACCCUGGUCACUGCAAAUAUUCCUAAUGAGAAAUGUCCAAGAGGAGCCAGUAUCAUGGAUGAUGAUUUAACAGCUCAUCGUAGGCAUCGAGGAAUUAUUUAUGUCUAUGACUUUUCAGUCGAUAAAUCAGCUUCUGUCUUACCAAUCUGUCGUUCCACCUAUGAUGAAGAUGUUGGCUACAGCUACAACAUAGCACUUUCGAUGCCUUAUGACCAAAUCAAGUGAAUACCUGUCACCUCAUGGAUGUAUUGGUUCCAUUACUGUCAUACAGUAAUUCUGGAAGUAUGCUUGUAAUUGACCUACAUUUUGAGAUGUAAGGAAAUAAUACUUCUCAGGAAAAGGCAAAGGAGACGUCCAGGCCAUUGGAGAGACAAUUGAACCAGAAAUAACCCUUGGUCCUGAAAUCCCCCAAGGGCUUACCACUGAACUUUCAAGGAAAAUAACAUAAAUGAUCAUUUUUACCCAUGCAUCUGUGGCUGUUCCAAUUUAUCACCUAAAUCAUAAUGGGAGAUCUGUCUUCACCUUUAAAUGUUUCUCUUUCUUUUGGUUUCCCUUUUGUGAGAUCGUUGUUUCUCAUGAUGAAAUUUGGAUUAGAGAAACUGAUUAUUUGUAGGGUAAAAUGAAGUCAGGCACUUUGACUACCGACCCAAUUACAUAAUUCACAGGAUGAUCCAUUGUAUAUAGAUAAUGCAGAGAAAGCAGAAGAUAAAACUAUUUUCCACAAAUAGUAUAUUAUUUUAAGUAUUCAAUAAAGCUGCCAUUUGUGGCUGGUGCUUUUCUGUUUGCUUAAAUCACUGUUCUAUCUCCGGUCCUGAAGGUGGUCAUUCAUUUUGGAAUACAGGUUAGAGGAUGGAGCUUCUUUGAUGCAGGGGGAGCAUCCCUGCCUGAGCCAGAUAUUUCGGGUUCAAGUCUCGUUCAGGACUGAAAGGCCAAGAAAGGUAUGUUUAUAAUGCGACUAAACAAGUUGAGUAUCAGAGAUAGUAGGAACUGCCAAUGCUGGAGAAUCUGAGAUAACAAGGUGUAGUUGACUAUCAACCUUCUAACAUAUACCAAUGACAGGCAGUGAAAUUUGGAGCCUCUACCAUCUCAAUUCAUAGCUCUGAACCACAAUAUGCGUGUUGUGAUAGCAACUCUGACUUCUUGCGGAGAGUGGUUGGCUCAGUUGACUGGACCACGAAUUUGGAUCAUAUUAGUGACAGCAGCAUGGGUUAGUCCCUAGUUCUGGCAGAGAUCAAAUUGGGACUUGCUUCCUUGCCUUUACCCAUGGUGGAGUUUGCAGCACUGUGGAUCAGAACUGCCCUCAGGCAGGUAGCUGAGCAGACGGCUUGGGACACUAAGUCAAGUAGAUGGCAGAGGUGAUGGGGCAGAUCAUACUCAUUACCGUCCUCUACUGGUAUUUUACACGUUCCAGGAUAGGUUGAGGGCAGUGCACCUGCCCUUAGGCCAAUUAGGGCCUUUAAGCAAUCCCGAAUAGCCACUUCAAGGCUUCUCCCCACAUUGGGUGAUAUUUUAUUAGCAGCAAGUAGAUACCUCGUACAUGAAUAAGGAAAGCAAAGCCAAAGGAGCAGGAGAUGAAAGGAUUUGUUUUGAUAAAAAAAAAGCUUUUCCUUCUCUUCAGCUACCAUUCUAAAUUCAAAUUGUUGUGAUGGCCUAUUGUGAGGCCUCAAGUUCAUAUAGCUUUCAUAGGCAAAAUAAGUUAUGUUCAUAGUUUAUGCUCGAACUGUUGCAUUCUCUGCUUGUUAAGAGCAUGGAAGGCUGCUGUCCUCUGCACUUACUGCGGUGACUGGACAUGCAACAUUGCAUUAUCAGCCCCUCAGUUCCCCAGCUGUUAGCAUUCAAUAGUGUUUUUGAACAAAGUGUAAAUCAUAAAUUCUCUUUCAUCAAGUGAUAUCCUUGUCUUUGGGUUAUUACUGUUAUAAUUAAAAGAAAUAAUAGAA
Messenger RNA from Rhincodon typus (whale shark), 3921 nucleotides. RefSeq names its product F-box and WD repeat domain containing 8 (gene fbxw8). NCBI's taxonomy places the organism in Eukaryota, Metazoa, Chordata, Chondrichthyes, Orectolobiformes, Rhincodontidae. Gene Ontology annotation, molecular function: protein binding. The coding region runs from base 260 to 2209 and encodes 649 amino acids. The transcript is spliced from 10 exons. The record is from RefSeq and is a predicted model, not a curated record.